Schizophyllum commune H4-8 is the source of this 1330-nucleotide messenger RNA. RefSeq lists its product as uncharacterized. Bases 241 to 1020 code for a protein of 259 amino acids. Gene Ontology annotation, molecular function: zinc ion binding; nucleic acid binding. The record is from RefSeq and is a predicted model, not a curated record. The transcript is spliced from 4 exons. NCBI's taxonomy places the organism in Eukaryota, Fungi, Basidiomycota, Agaricomycetes, Agaricales, Schizophyllaceae.
CGGUGGGCUGAUUGACUGGCACUGCGCGCGUCGCCGCAUGGGCUUUCGAUGUCGAUGGCAUCUGGGAAGGAGCAGCUGUCGCUGGCGCAGACGAGCUCGCCGCGCUAUUGCUCGGUCCAUGAUGAGGAUCGUUAGAGGCCAUGAUGGACGGAACCAAGGCGCGCGGCUAGAACAAAGCCUUCCAUUCUCGUCGACACAAAGGUGCUCGAUCAUACCAUUUGUUCUCUACUUCUUACUGUCAUGACGAGAAUAACGAACAUUGGAAUCAAGCGGGCCUACGUGAAUACCGAUCCUGCCCCUGAUGCUGUAGACCAGGAUGAACCUCCGGCACCAGUUGAAGAGCCACCGAAGAAGAAGAAAAAGAGCAAGCAUGACGCUGCUCCCGAAGCGACGGAUCCCCCUGCGAAGAAGACUUAUAGAAAUAAAGCUAUAGCUGAGAAAGCUCAACGAUCGGAACAGCGGCGACUCGCACGCAUAGCUGAGCGCAACGCCGACACGACUUGCUUUGCCUGCCGCGAGAAGGGACACUCCGCCAAGUUCUGUCCGAAAGCGGGGAGCAAACCCGCUGUGGGGAUCUGCUAUCGAUGCGGCUCGACGCGCCAUAGUCUGAAGCGCUGCAAGAAACCCCACGAUCCCGAAAACCCCCUCCCCUUUGCCACCUGCUUCGUCUGCAAUAGCAAGGGACACCUUGCGUCUGCAUGCGAGCAGAAUCAGGACAAGGGGAUUUACCCGAAUGGCGGGUGCUGUAAGCUCUGCGGGGAGAACACUCACCUUGCGAAGGAUUGUGCGCUUCGGAAACCUGACGUGAGGCCGGCAGCCGUCAUAGGCUUCGCAGAACCGCCUGGCGCUGACGAGGACGACUUCCACACCUUGGGCCGUCUGAACAAGCAGCUCGACCGUGCAGAGAAGGUCGAUACAAAAAAGAAGAAGCAGGCGGACGUGAAGACCGGCGUCGUCUCCGGCAUCACCAAGUCGUUCGCCCCCGCGCCCGUGAAGAAGAAGAAAGUAGUGGUCUUUUGAGGCAAUGAUGCCAGCCUUUGCAACCAGCUGUGUUUGUAGACACCUCCCCAAGUUCACUGUGCAAAGUCAAGACGUUCGAGACGAAGAUGGAAGUUGCUUCAGCCUGUCCCGGUCCGCUGCACGCAAGCCCUCCCGCUGUCCACCCGCUGCAUGUCCGCGUCCGACAUACGGCUGUGGAGUCUUCAGUGGAGCAUCAAUCAAUUGCCUUUUCCGUUGCCACCUUCGGAAAAUCCCGUCCACACUCAAACCUUCAUACACAAACGGCCGAAUGUGGCGCAAUGCGCGCCCGCAAGCCUCCCGCUUCCUUCCC